ACGCCCCUCCUCCGCAUCCGCGCUGGGGAGCAGAGGGUCCAGACUGAAUGGGCACGAGCGGGUUGCUGGGGGCGGGCGGGUUCGCUGGGCCCGGGGCUGGCUGUCGGUCGGCGCCCCCUCCCUAGUAUGCGGAUGAAGGAGGCAGGCGGCGUGGAGCGGCGUCCUCUGCAGCCGCGAACCAAGGCGGUGGCGGCGGCACCUGCCGGCCGAGCAAUGCCAAGUGAGUAUCACUGUGUGAAACUGAGAAGCGAUUGCUCAAAACCCUCCCUGCAAUGGUACACCCGAGCUCAAAACAAGAUGAGAAGACCGAGCUUGUUGUUAAAAGAUGUUUUGAAGUGUAUAUUGCUUGUGUUUGGAGUGUGGAUCCUUUAUAUCCUCAAGUUAAAUUAUACUACUGAAGAAUGUGAUAUGAAAAAAAUGCAUUAUGUGGACCCUGACCGCGUAAAGAGAGCUCAGAAAUACGCUCAGCAAGUCUUGCAAAAGGAAUGCCGACCCAAGUUCGCCAAGAAGUCCAUGGCGCGGUUAUUCGGGCACAGGUACAGCGUGGACUUGCCGCCUUUCGUGAAGAAAACCCCCGACGUGAACGAGGCCGAGUACAAGUACGACCCUCCUUUUGGGUUCCGGAAGUUCUCCAGUAAAGUCCAGGACCUCUUGGCAGUGCUGCCUGAGCACGACGUCCCCGAACACUUGAAAGCGAGGAGUUGCAGGCGCUGUGUGGUUGUCGGAAGCGGCGGAAUACUCCACGGAUUAGAGCUGGGCCAUGCCCUCAACCAGUUCGACAUCGUGAUAAGGUUAAACAGUGCACCAGUCGAGGGAUAUUCAGAGCAUGUUGGAAAUAAAACUACUAUAAGGAUGACUUACCCGGAAGGCGCCCCCCUGUCUGACUUUGAGUAUUAUUCCAAUGACUUGUUUGUUGCUGUUUUAUUUAAGAGUGUUGACUUCAACUGGCUUCAAGCAAUGGUAAAAAACGAAACCCUGCCAUUUUGGGUACGACUCUUCUUUUGGAAGCAGGUAGCAGAAAAAAUCCCAUUACAGCCAAAAAAUUUCAGGAUUUUGAAUCCAGUUAUUAUUAAAGAGACUGCGUUUGACAUCCUUCAAUAUUCAGAGCCUCAGUCAAGGUUCUGGGGCCGAGAUAAGAACGUGCCCACGAUUGGUGUCAUUGCUGUUGUCUUAGCCACACAUCUGUGUGAUGAAGUCAGUUUGGCAGGCUUUGGAUAUGACCUCAGUCAACCCAGAACACCUUUGCAUUACUUUGACAAUCUCUGCAUGGCUGCCAUGAACUUCCAGACCAUGCACAACGUGACCACGGAGACCCGGCUGCUCCUGCGGCUGGUCAAAGAGGGCGUGGUGAAGGACCUCAGCGGAGGCGUCCUCUGCGAGUUUUGAACACAGAAAACCUCACUUGGAAAUGCACCUCUGACUCAGCCCAGAGGGCUGUUUUUCAUAGCCUUCUUGAGGCAUUUCAGCCUGCAAAUACUUUGAAGUGCAGCUGGUGUUUUUAACUUCUAAUUUAAAAAAAAAGAACAACGGUUUAGGUCUUCCCACUUUUCCCCCCUAUUUAUUUGAGGUCAGUGUUUUUGCACAAUGUUUUAUAAGUUAAUUUUGAGAACUGAAUUGGAAAGACCUUUCGGAGAAUUGUAUGUGAUGAUGUUCUAUUGUAUAUUAAGAAAGUUAUUUAAUUUGUAAAACCUCUGCCUUUGUCUAGUGCACGUAGAAGACCAGGUAAUGAAGUGGAAGAAGGGAGGUCAGCCUUCAAAGAGAGCCCUGAAUGCCUGAUUCUGGCUCUUGUUACCCCACGUGGCAGGGCAGAUGUCGGGGGCAUUUUCAGAAUGGCAUGCCCCUGGUACUGGUUGGGCCGUGCUGCUGGGGAGGCCUGGGCUGGUUGGAGAAGUUCGAGGUUCCUCUCUGUCGGUCUGCCUCCUGCAAGCAACCUGCAGGAAUCAACCCCGGGAACCAUCCUGAAGGUUCCUGGUUGUGGAGAGACAGGGAGGACAUUUCCUGUGCCUUCUCAGUCCUGCAGAUCUGUCCUGGGCUGCAGAAGCCACUGUUAUCCCUGCAAUUAUGACAACUCUUGAAUUUCUUGUGAGUUCUUAACUGCCCUUCUAACGCACUUAAAUGGCAAUCUAAGGCAUUCCACUGUCUUUGCAAGGUGGCUUAUAAAAAUAGGACAAAACCCCUGUUAUCCAGAGUUGGUGAAGAAUGAAGCCUUUCCAAGAACAACCACACUUUCUGAAACAGUGAAAUGCAGUUCGCCCAGUGAUAUAACUUGCCCAUUUAAAA
This is a messenger RNA of Phyllostomus discolor (pale spear-nosed bat), 2280 nucleotides long. It is a transcript of the gene ST3GAL5, whose product is annotated as ST3 beta-galactoside alpha-2,3-sialyltransferase 5. NCBI's taxonomy places the organism in Eukaryota, Metazoa, Chordata, Mammalia, Chiroptera, Phyllostomidae. Gene Ontology annotation, molecular function: lactosylceramide alpha-2,3-sialyltransferase activity. The transcript has 7 exons. Bases 127 to 1386 code for a protein of 419 amino acids. The record is from RefSeq and is a predicted model, not a curated record.